Molecule: messenger RNA, 1075 nt
Organism: Truncatella angustata
Lineage: Eukaryota; Fungi; Ascomycota; Sordariomycetes; Amphisphaeriales; Sporocadaceae
Exons: 3
Coding region: 320-994 (224 amino acids)
Biological process (GO): chromatin organization; negative regulation of transcription by RNA polymerase II
Cellular component (GO): pericentric heterochromatin
Molecular function (GO): chromatin binding
Source: RefSeq, a predicted model, not a curated record
CUAUGACCUGGAUGACGCGGAAGUCGAAUCGGUAGCUGCCACUCCAGCGAGUCGCACGAGAUCGAGACGAUCCAGCGCGACACCUUCGAGCGCAAAAUCACGACCCUCAGCCAGCAAGACCAGUAUGUUUGCGAUGCGAAAUCCUAUAUUCAGACGCGAACUCGAGGAUGGGAAGCCAGUGGAAUACUGACUGCAUGCAGAGCGUUUCUCGGUUGCCAAAAGACUUUCCGCCGUCGGCGGUGUUGCGCCUGCCAGCCCUUUAAAUGCUGUCGCGUCGUCCAACGACCAAGCAGAAGAGCCUCUGGCUGCGAGGGCCCCAAUGGCCGAUAUGGGUGGUGCUGAACUGCUUGAAAGGCAACCCGAACCCGAAGCUGAGCCAGAGGAGAAGAAGGCCUCCGUCAACGAGCCUGCUGAAGCCGAAAUUGCCCACGAGAAGCCGUCCCCCAAGAUUGCUCAAGACAAGGUCCCUGCACCAGAGCCCGCCAAAGAACAACCUACCGAACAACGCGCCGAGGUUUUGUUGGGUAAAAAAAUGGAAGAAGAUGACAUUCACGAGAUAAAAGCACUUGUCGGACACAAGGUCUCAGAGGAUGCCCCCGGCAGAAUCAUCAUUCAGGUCAAGUGGGUUGACGAUUCAGAGAUAACAUGGGAACCAGAGGAAAAUAUCCAAGACGGCGCUUCUGAAAUGCUGUUUGACUACUGGAAGAAGCAGGGCGGGCGCGAGGGAGCUUUGUUCCAGAAAGGUUCCAAGCCCUUACUGGGUGAACAGUACUGGGUCUACAAGAUCCUCAAUCACGAGAGAGUGCGGUCGGCCUUUCGAUUCCACGUCCAGUGGGUGGGCUAUCCAGCCGAUGCCACUAAUACCUCUUGGGAGACAGAGGCGAAGCUGAAGAAGUGUGCUCAGGAACUACUGGAUGAGUAUUGGGCCAUGAAGGGUGGUCGAGAUCAGUUUCUAGCCAAGCGUGGCAGGGCUAAGAAGGCGAGGACCGAGUGAUCCACCAUGACAAGGGCCGCUGCGAUUGUUAUACUUAGGCACGGCUGUCUAGAGCUUGUGUUAUCUUGAUUGCACCAUUGG